AUGGCAUCUUCACAGAAUUCCUCCAGUACCAAGCCGCUCCUCCCUUCGUCUGCCCCGAUACCGCUGCACUCCCAAAAGCAACGGAUCGACUACUGGGCCUGGGAAUAUGUAGCCCUCCUCGUCUCUUUCCUCGCUGUCGCUACCAGCGCAGUGGUUCUACUCAUGUUUGACCAGAAACCCAUUCCCGCUUGGAGUUGGCAGAGUAAUGGCAUAAGUGUGAAUUCGAUCAUUUCUCUUUUAUCCACCCUGUCGAGGGCAUCACUGCUCAUGCCGAUUGAUGAGUGCAUGGGUCAGCUCAUGUGGUUGAGGUAUGAGUAUCGCGCACAGAGGCUGGCGGAUGUUGGUUUGUAUAAUGAGGCAUCGAGAGGUGCAUGGGGGGCGUUGAGAUUGUUGUGGAGACAGAGAGGGAGAACUCUAGGAUGUCUAGGAUCCUUCCUACUCAUCGGCUCUCUUGGAAUCGGAACUGCACAGCAGCAGCUCCUCUCUUACCCUAGACGCAGAUUCGUCGAUCUUACAAUCAUGUCUAAUCUCAACCGCGCCCUCGAGUUCAAUACAUACCAAGGGUCUACUGAAGACCCCGCAAUGUCCUUCUCGCUCCUGUCCUCAGUCUACAGCGCCUCCCUCCUUUCUACAUCUAACAGCACCUCGACCGCCGCCGAAGUGCUCCCUCUCUUCAACUGUCCCAGCGGGGGCUGCGUCUUCAACACCUUCACCACUCUCGGAAUAUGCAGCGAAUGUAACGACGCAACCUCCCAGAUCAUCCAACUCUGCGACAGCGACAAUAGCUACUGCACCGCAUCAUUCCAAGGCCUACAAGCAUUCUCCUGGGGCGCGAGCGCCUCCUCGACAGACCUCAAUACCGUACUAAACCAGUCCUCCAUCUCCAAUUCCUCUGUUUCUUUCAAUGUAAAAUCCCCCUUCGCACGAACCGCACACCUCCAAGCCGAAUACGACAACGGCAGGUCUCUACCACCCCGCUACACAGCAACCGAGUGCGCAAUCUACUACUGCGUCAAAGAGAUCCAAGCAAACGUCACCAACGGCACCUACACCGAAACCAUCCUCACCACCCUCGAAAACACCAACCACAACACCCCCGACGCCUCCGGCGAUAUCACAAUAACCGGCGCAGCCGCCAAUGAAACCUUCCGCAUCACCGUCCCCGCCCACGCCUCCAUGACCGGCGCCCACGGCCUCGCCGCCGCCCUCACCGGCUCAGCGCGCACCAGCGCCAACGGCACCGUGCAACUCUUCACCUCCGAUAUCCUCCUCGGCUUCGCCCAAGACCCCGACAUUGCGCGCACCAUGGGUCGGGUCAGCACGGCGCUCACAAACCGCCUUCGCAACCUGGACCACAGCGCGCAGAAGGCGUCAGGCGAGUCUUAUACCGUUCAGUCGUUCAUCCGGGUGCGGUGGAUGUGGCUGUUGUACCCGGUGACGCUGUGGACUGCGUCGCUUGUGUUUCUCAUCUGUGUUGUUGUGGAGACGCGGGGGAGGGGGAUGAGGGCGUGGGGAGCGAGUCAGUUGGCGCUGGUGUGGUAUGGGUUGGAUGCGGAGACGAGGGGGCGGGUGGUGGAUGGCGGGUGGGAGGAGAUGAAGGAGGUUGCUGAGAGGGUGUGGGUGAAGUUAGAGGUGGGCGAGGAUGGGGAGGGGGCGAGGUUGAGGGCGAAGAGGGUCGAGGGGUGA
This is a messenger RNA of Morchella sextelata, 1686 nucleotides long. RefSeq lists its product as uncharacterized. The record is from RefSeq and is a predicted model, not a curated record. NCBI's taxonomy places the organism in Eukaryota, Fungi, Ascomycota, Pezizomycetes, Pezizales, Morchellaceae. The transcript has 2 exons. The coding region runs from base 1 to 1686 and encodes 561 amino acids.